AUGAAGAACGACCAGCGAUUAUCAUCCGGCUCGUCUCUUCAGCGGCCCACUUUCAGCGCCGCUGAUCUCAUUACAUCCACGUCGCCAUCAGGUUCUGCUUUGUUGUCCCCAAGCCUUACGACAGAACCACAAAGCCCUACUCAAAAUGUGUGCUUGCCUCUGUCGCCGCUUGAGUCGCCGUCUCUCGAGAAACAUGGUCAGCGCUAUGAGAUGUUUUCUUUUCGGGUUGAGGGGGCCUAUGAUGCUGUUCUUAGUCAACUCGACUCAAAGCGUUUCCGAAGGUCCAAAAAGUCACGCCGUCGGUUCGACAUCGAAGUCCAAAAGGCUUCAUGCUUGAAUACCAUUGGAUGUUUGGUCAGAGUUCUGGUCAGCCAACCGUUGGAAGCCACAUCAUCGCAAGACGCGAGCAUCGAAGUCUGUACCCUGAUUGACGAUGCUCUCAACAACCUCUGGAUUCAAUUGAGUUAUCUUGCUCGCGAUAUCACGAGAUUCGGUCAAAAGCACGAGAUUGUAUCAGGACCGCCCAUUGUCUCCUGA
This is a messenger RNA of Colletotrichum graminicola M1.001, 537 nucleotides long. RefSeq lists its product as uncharacterized. The record is from RefSeq and is a predicted model, not a curated record. The transcript is spliced from 2 exons. Bases 1 to 537 code for a protein of 178 amino acids. NCBI's taxonomy places the organism in Eukaryota, Fungi, Ascomycota, Sordariomycetes, Glomerellales, Glomerellaceae.